GUGUUCAGCAAAAUUCCAUGAUAUCAAGAAAAAAGAAAGAACAAAAAAAUCUGGAUACAGAUACCUUAUUAGAAAAGCUCUGUGACGUUCAGAGGGCUUAUAAAACAGUGUAAAUUGUUUCUUGGCGGUGAAUGGAGCUUCCCGCUGUUUGUUCGCGAAGCUUUGGAGGAGGUAACUUGCUGUUCUGGGUUAGACCUCACGUUUACUCUCAUAAGAAGUAUUCCAAGAAUGGAAUUACCAUUAAGUAUAUAGAUCUCCAGAAGCACAUCGGAUCAGAAAAGGGGUAUUCGUCAACGAGUGCUCGAGGCACCAUUUAUUGUUCAACUCAGCAGGAAAGCAAUGCUGGCUUGCCUUCUGAUCAUAUUGGAGUUAGUGCAAAAGUGAUUUUUGCUGCUGCACCCGCAAUGGGUCAUAAUCAGGAAUCACAUCCAGAAUGCAACUCUAGAGUUCCUGCAAUUUUGACAGCUCUGGAAAAGAUGAAACUGACUUCUAAGUUUCGAGGCUCAGAUAUUGUUGAAGUGCAGAAUUUCAGACCAGCUACAAUAGAUGAUAUAGCGAGUGUUCAUGCUGGGGCAUAUAUCUCAGGGCUUGAGAAGGCUAUGGAUCAGGCUUCAGAGAAAGGUCUAAUUUUCAUCGAAGGAUCUGGGCCAACAUAUGCUACUGCCACAACAUUCCAAGAGUCAUUAUUUGCAGCUGGAGCUGGAAUUUCGUUGGUUGAUUCAGUGGUGGCAGCAUCGAAAUUUAGGAAGGAUCCUCCUGUCGGUUUUGCGCUCAUUCGACCUCCUGGUCACCAUGCUGUUCCAAAGGGCCCCAUGGGCUUUUGUGUCUUUGGAAAUAUUGCUAUUGCUGCUCGUUAUGCUCAACGAAUGCAUGGAUUGAAGCGUGUUUUUAUCAUAGAUUUUGAUGUUCAUCAUGGAAAUGGAACCAAUGACGCCUUCUAUGAGGACCCAGAUAUAUUUUUCCUUUCAACUCACCAAGCUGGAAGUUAUCCUGGGACUGGCAAGAUAGAUCAAAUUGGUUCUGGAAGUGGUGAAGGAUCAACACUGAACCUCCCUUUACCUGGAGGAUCAGGUGAUACAGCAAUGCGAAAGGUGUAUGAUGAAGUUAUUGUACCAUGUGCUCAAAGGUUCAAGCCAGAUAUAAUCCUUGUUUCAGCUGGGUAUGAUGCCCAUGUGUUGGAUCCCCUCGCCAGCCUGCAGUUCACAACAGGAACAUAUUACAUGCUAGCCUCUAACAUUAAGCAACUUGCCAAAGAUUUAUGUGGAGGGCGUUGCGUGUUUUUCUUAGAAGGGGGUUAUAAUCUCAGUUCUCUGUCAAAUUCAGUUGCGGACUCGUUUUGUGCCUUUCUUGGGGAGCGGAGCCUGGCUGCAGAGCUAGAUGAUCCAGCCUACUUGCACGAAGAACCAUUGAACAAGGUGAAGCAGGCAAUAGAAAAGGUAGGGGCUGAUCAGUCUCCCCAACAGGCAUUAACUCAUCCACUAUUGACAUGGCGAGUUGGAUUUCUUCAGAGAUGGCGCCAGGAAGAUCUUUUUCAAUACUGCUCAACUCUUCGAUGGCAUACUCGAUGGAUUUUAUUUGCUGGAGAGCUUCUUCUUGGUCUUUAUUUAGGGUUUGUCUUUUGGCAGCGAAUUCCACUGAAUGAAGGAUGCGCUUGAGUUUCUUCCUAAGGAUGCGGAGGCGCUUGUUGGUCACCUUCAUCACUGGUUUAAAUUCCUCUUUGUCGUUCGACGCCAUUGGUCCAUCUUCAACUUCGUUUAACUCAUUCCCCUCAUUCUUCAAACAAUUAUCCUUUACUUUUGACAUGGCGAGUUCGAUUUCUUAAGAGAUGGCGCCAGGAAGAUCUUUUUCAACCAUGCUCAACUCUUCGAUGGCAUACUCUAUGGUUUUCUUUUGCUGGAGAGCUUUUUCUUGGUCUUUAUUUAGGGUUUUCCCUUUGGCAGCGGAUUCCUCCGAAUAAAGGAUGCGUUUGAGUUUCUUCCUAAGAUGCGGAGGCGUUUGUUGGUCACCUUCAUCAUUGGUUUAAGUUUCUCUUUGUCGUUCGGUCCAUCUUCAACUUCGUUGUUCGACGCCAUAGGUGGAGGUGGACUAGAGUGGAGUGGUCGGUGAAAUGGUUAGGAUUUCUAGAGAAAGGGUUUAAGGGUUUUUAUAUAAAAGGAAGGAGAGGCAAUCGAGGUGUUUUGAUCGUCAAUUCGUAGUUUGGAUGUUGUUUGGUGUGAUUUGAGUCCUCGAGCAAGUUUGCAUUAUGUUUUGGGAAUGGUUGGUAUAAUUGGACGGGGUCCCGGGGACCUCAGGUGUGUUUCUGAUGGGCUACAGGUCAUUUCGCCGUGUUUGAGCUGUUGUUUUUGAGAUCUGGUGCAUCCUUCUUCGCAAUCGCGAAGAGCAAAGUGUUGUUCCACGCUUUGAGAUUUGGUGCAUCCUUCCGUGGUUAUAGCACGAUCGCUUUAAUAAUUAUAUCUGGCUUAACUAAUUCUGGAUAUUUUAUGUUCUAGGAAAAUUUAUGCACUUUUGCCUUAAACCUCUUUUAAUUGCUUGAUUAUUCGUAAUUAUGGAAUUAUCUUGAAUCGAGUUACGCGUACGUGUACUCAUUUUGUUUGGCACAUUAAAAAUCAUGUCACG
Molecule: messenger RNA, 2616 nt
Organism: Nicotiana tabacum (common tobacco)
Lineage: Eukaryota; Viridiplantae; Streptophyta; Magnoliopsida; Solanales; Solanaceae
Source: RefSeq, a predicted model, not a curated record